AUGGCGGAUCUACUGAGGGGCUGGGGCUGCAGAGAGCUGCUCCUGCUCUUUCUGUUCGUGGGGACGCAGCUGGGAGCCAGGGCCGGGCAGAUCCGCUACUCAGUGAGGGAGGAGCUGGACAGAGGCUCCUUCGUGGGCACCAUCGCCAAGGAUCUCGGGCUGGAGCCUCAGGAACUGGCAGAGCGGGGAGUCCGGAUCAUCUCGAGAGGUAAGAAGCAGCUUUUUGCUCUAAACUCGGGAAGCGGCAGCUUGGUCACUGCGGGCAGGAUAGACCGGGAGGAGCUCUGCGCUCAGACGGCGCGGUGUUUGGUGAGUCUGAACAUCUUGGUUGAGAAUAAAAUGAAAAUUUAUGGAGUGGAAGUAGAAAUUAUCGAUAUUAAUGAUAACUCCCCACUUUUUCGUGAUGAGGAAGUAAAGGUAAAGGUUAAUGAAAAUGCAGCCACAGGGACACGGUUAGUGCUUCCCUUCGCUAGAGAUGCAGAUGUGGGCGUGAACUCCCUCCAGAGUUACCAGCUCAGCUCCAAUAUACACUUCUCUCUGGAUGAGAAAAGCGGAAGUGAUGGACAGAAAUACCCGGAGCUGGUACUGGAACAGCCCUUGGACCGAGAGAAAGUGCCUGUUCACAACCUCCUCCUCACAGCUCUAGAUGGCGGAGACCCCGUACUCUCUAGCACUACGCACAUCUGUGUGAUGGUCCUCGACGCGAACGAUAACGCGCCCCAAUUCACUCGAUCAGAGUACAGAGUGAGUGUUCCGGAGAAUAUACCUGUAGGCACUCGGUUGCUCACAAUAACCGCAACGGAUCCAGAUGAGGGAAUAAAUGGAAAAUUGACCUACUCUUUUCGGAAUGAAGAAGACAAAAUUUCACAGACUUUCCAUCUCGAUUCCAACCUGGGUGAAAUUUCAACAGUGCAAUCACUGGAUUAUGAGGACUCUAGAUUCUACCUCAUGGAAGUGGUAGCUCAGGAUGGAGGUGCUCUUCUUGCCAGUGCUAAGGUGGUGGUCACAGUACAGGAUGUGAAUGACAAUGUCCCGGAAAUGAUCCUUACUUCUCUCACCAGUUCAGUCUCUGAAGAUAGUCUUCCCGGAACAGUAAUCGUGCUGUUUAGCGUACAUGAUGGUGAUUCUGGAGAGAAUGGGGAGACUGCAUGUUCUAUCUCCAGGAACUUGCCCUUUAAAUUGGAAAAGUCAGUAGAUAAUUACUAUCACUUACUGACAACGAGAACUCUGGACAGAGAAGAGAUCUCAGAUUAUAACAUCACAAUAACUGUCACUGACCAAGGAAACCCACCCCUGUCUACAGAAAACCACAUCUCCCUGAAAGUGGCAGACAUCAAUGACAAUCCUCCCAUCUUCCCUCAUACCUCAUAUUCCACCUACAUCCCAGAAAACAAUCCCAGAGGCAUCUCAAUCUUUUCUGUGAAUGCCCAUGACCCUGACAGUGGCUACAAUGCCCAGGUCACUUAUUCUCUGGCAAAGGACACGUUUCAGGGAACACCUCUCUCCUCCUAUGUCUCCAUCAACUCUGACACAGGAGUCCUGUAUGCUCUUCGAUCUUUCGACUAUGAGGAGGUUAGAGACCUGCAACUACUGGUGACAGCCAGUGACAGUGGGGAUCCUCCACUCAGCAGUAAUGUGUCUCUAAGCUUGUUUGUGCUGGAUCAGAAUGACAAUGCACCUGAAAUCCUCUACCCCACCCUCCCCACAGAUGGUUCCACUGGUGUGGAACUGGCGCCCCGCUCUGCAGAACCAGGCUACCUGGUAACUAAGGUGGUGGCAGUGGACAGAGACUCAGGCCAGAACGCCUGGCUGUCCUACCGCCUGCUCAAGGCCAGCGAGCCAGGGCUCUUUGUGGUGGGGCUGCACACGGGCGAGGUGCGCACUGCGCGUGCCCUGCUGGACAGAGAUGCGCUCAAGCAGAGCCUGGUGGUGGCUGUUCAGGACCGCGGCCAGCCCCCUCUGUCGGCCACCGUCACGCUCACGGUAGCUGUGGCUGACAGCAUCCCAGACGUUCUGGAAGAGUUGAGCAAUCUGGAGCCCUCCGCCAAUCCUGAUGACUCCAGCCUCACGCUGUACCUAGUGGUGGCGGUGACUGUGGUCUCCUGCGUCUUCCUCGCCUUUGUCAUUGUGCUGCUGGCACUCAGGCUCAGGCGCUGGCAUAAGUCGAGUCUGCUCCAGGCUUCAGGAGCGGGUUUGGCAGGUGUGCCCGCCUCGCACUUUGUGGGCGUGGACGGGGUGCGGGCGUUCCUGCAGACCUAUUCCCACGAGGUCUCCCUCACCGCGGACUCUCGGAAGAGUCACCUGAUCUUCCCGCAGCCCAACUAUGCAGACACGCUCAUCAGCCAGGACAGCUGUGAGAAAAGCGAGCCGCUUUUGAUAUCUGAGAAGAAAAAUGCAAACGAAGAACUAGAAGUUGUUCAGUUUAAAACCUCCGAAGAUUUAGAGACUGCUGCACCUUUUGAAUUCAAAUAUGCCACACACCCGGCGUCUUCUGGUUACAGGAAACCCUUUCACUUCUAA
Molecule: messenger RNA, 2520 nt
Organism: Artibeus jamaicensis (Jamaican fruit-eating bat)
Lineage: Eukaryota; Metazoa; Chordata; Mammalia; Chiroptera; Phyllostomidae
Product: protocadherin gamma-A5-like
Exons: 2
Coding region: 1-2520 (839 amino acids)
Biological process (GO): homophilic cell-cell adhesion
Cellular component (GO): plasma membrane
Molecular function (GO): calcium ion binding
Source: RefSeq, a predicted model, not a curated record